Messenger RNA from Pectinophora gossypiella (pink bollworm), 1943 nucleotides. Its product is annotated as CKLF-like MARVEL transmembrane domain-containing protein 4. The transcript is spliced from 4 exons. NCBI's taxonomy places the organism in Eukaryota, Metazoa, Arthropoda, Insecta, Lepidoptera, Gelechiidae. Bases 197 to 718 code for a protein of 173 amino acids. The record is from RefSeq and is a predicted model, not a curated record. Gene Ontology annotation, cellular component: membrane.
CUCCGGUGCCGAUUCACCGCACAUCGCAUCGCACGCGGCAGUUGUGCGUCGUACGGACCUCUCUACGCUCGUCGCCGCCGGCCGAAAAUGUGUACCGCUUCAACAGUGUUUUGAAAUAUACAGUUUAACAGUGUUGGUGCUCCGAUAAAUCUAUAAACGCUUAUUUUUUUUACGCUAACGAUACUCGAACUGGACGAUGAUGGCUCCUGAGACAGUAGUUGUGGACCACAACAAACCAGCGCCGCAGCAGGCGCCGCCGCCGCAGCAGCAAGGCGGCGCGCUGGACUGGCUCAAAAUCAACGUAGACUACUUCAAAAGUCCGCCGGGAAUACUCAAAAUCGUAGAAUUGGUGUUAGGUAUCCUGUGUAUGGCGCUAGCGUCGCCGUGGUACUCGGCGUGGUUCGUGUUCGUGGCCGUCACCAGCUUCAUCACAACCCUCAUGUGGAGCUUCGUCUACCUGCUCAGCAUCAGGGAAGCCUUGAAGAUUCCCAUCAACUGGGUUUUAUCUGAGCUCAUCAGUACGGGGUUGGAGACGUUUCUGUACCUGAUCGCCUUCAUAGUGCUGUUCGCAUCCACGGCCGGCACUUACAGCAACCUCUACGGAGCGAACGUUGCUGCUGCUGUGUUCGGUCUAUUCAACACGGUGGCAUACGGCGCGAGCUCAUUCCUGCUGUUCAAAGAACACAAGAGUUCGACGGCAGGCGGCGGCGCCGCGUGAGCUGCUCAUCGAGGCCCUCGCCUGCGCACACGCACCGAACAACCUUACUCUUUAACCACAUGCAACACUCAGACCAUAUUCGUACAACAAUAGCCACCUUUAUAAUGAACGACUGUUUUUAUAACACCGAAUUUAUAUAUAGAUUUAUAUACCUAUUUAACAUAUUCUGGUACCUAUUUUUUAUAUAAGACAGCACUGCUUUACACAAAUAGUAGCUAGUAUUCAAGAAUUUUUAUAAGAGUAGGUAUUUUGAUAAAUGGCCAUAAGUUUUGUACGGUAAUGUAUGAAAUAAACGAUUAAAAUAUUCAAUAAUUUAUUAUAUCAUAUCAUUGUGUUCAGUGAUAUGAUAUAAUAAAUAAUUAAUUCAGAUAUAUUCAGUGUUGCAGAUAUAUCAUUACGAAUUAUAUUAAUUUAAUAACAGAUUAAGCUAGAAAGGAUCCAUUCUGACUUUAGGACUGUUUAUAUUAUUUGAGGUUUUACUUUUCGGUUCAUUGUUCAAGCUGGUAAACUGAUUUACCUGCGAUAUUUAUAUACAAAGUUUUCGAGGGACCUAAACACCCUAUAAUUAAAAUGAAUUAAAAUUGAUAUAUCACUUUUGGCACGUAUUUUAUUAUACUUAAUUAAGACUUAUCAUAUACACGUAAUAUCAUAAUUAUAGUUUAAUAUAAUGUGGUUGUUAAUGUUGCUAGACUAGUCUCUCAGACAAAACUGGACAGAAAAUACAUUUUUUACUAUUUAUAUUUAACAUUAAAUACAUAUUUGUGGCUAGGGAUAUUUGUAAAAUAUUUGAUACUUUUACAUUUCCGACAGUAAUGCGAUUAUUUGAUGAGAUAAACAAUUAUUUCUUAUGAUAAUUAACAUUCGUUUGGUUGUGAAUUACUUUCACGUUGACCCGUCUUUUUAUAAGUUGCAAGUUAUUAUAAUUGUCAUCUGCUAUAUUGUUUUAUGGUUUAGAUUGUUACGUUACAAUAUAUUCAGGUAAGGGGUGCGUAAUGUUUCAUAAUUAUCUUAAAGUAUUACUUUGUGUCCUGCCGCCUGUCCCACACAGACUUGAAUUUAGUCGCUACUCACCCCACAAGGAUUAUUGCUGUUGUUGUUAAAGUACUGAAAUAUUUAAGACGUGUUGAAUCGAAUGGUAAUUUAAUUGUAAGAAGGAAAUAUACAAUCAAUAGUUAAUUUAACUAAUUUGUAAAAAGUUAAUAAAUAUAUUUUAACAUAAAAUCAA